CACCGGAAGUGCGCCGCAGACGACGGGCGAUCAGCUGACUGCAGCGGACCGACAUCGUUUAGGGCUCUGCCGUCAUUCGAUUAAAUCCCGGUGGUAGUGAUCGGGAUAAGGACAGGAGCUUGUUGGAUUUAUAACUUCUGCAGGAUAUGUUUCAAUAGGCAACAAGUCUGAGAGGUCAUCAUUAUGUCGGGGAACAACCUAGUUUUACCCAUAGUGCUAUGGGGCCGCACAGCUCCGACUCACUGCAUCAGCAGUCUGCUGGUGAUGGAUGACUUCAGUACCAUCGUCACUGGCUGCCAUGACGGACAGAUCUGUUUCUGGGACAUGACACCUGAGCUACAGAUCUGCCCAAGGGCAAUGCUGUUUGGUCACACGGCCGCAAUCACCUGUUUGGCAAAGGCAAGCGCCUGCACUGACAAACAGUACAUCGUCAGCGCUUCAGAGAGUGGGGAGAUGUGUUUAUGGGAUGUGAAUGAUGGUCGCUGUAUUGAGUUCACUAAACUGGCUUGCGCACACACUGGCAUACAGUUCUACCAGUUCUCCUUCGGAGCGGAGAGGGAGGGCCGUCUGCUGUGUCACGGCCAUUACCCAGAGAUCCUGGUGGUGGACGGCACCAGCCUGGAGGUCCUCUACUCCCUGGUGUCCAAGAUCUCUCCAGACUGGAUCAGCUCCAUGAGCAUCAUCCGGUCCCACCGCACCCAGGAGGACACGGUGGUGGCGGUUUCAGUGACGGGCAUACUGAAGGUCUGGAUCAUCACUGCUGAGGUCAGCAGAAUGCAGGACCUGGACCCAGUGUUUGAGGAGGAGUCCAAGCCCAUCUACUGCCAGGGCUGCCAUAGCAUCUCCUUCUGCUCCUUCACCCAGAGCAGCCUGCUGCUGGUCUGCUCCAAGUACUGGAGGGUGUUUGAUGCGGGGGACUACUCCCUGCUCUGCUCGGUGCCCAGCGAGGCGGACCAGGCCUGGACCGGGGGGGAGUUCAUCGCCGCUGAUAAGGUCAUCAUCUGGACUGAGGACGGCUGCAGCUGCAUUUAUACUCUGCCUGCUAGCUGCCUUCCUGCUAGUGAACAUUUCCGCAGCGAUGUUGGGAAAACAAAGGAGGCGUCCAUCCCUCCCCUUAUCUACAGCAUCACAGAGCGCACCGACAAACAGAGAGAGGAGGGAGGAGGCGAGGAGGAAGAGGUGGUUGAGGAGGUGAUGUGUCACCCUGCCCAUGGGUGCAACAUGGAGCUCUACACCCCAGAGCAGCUAUUCCACCACCGGCCUCUAGAGGCGCCACUCCUCAUCUGCCCCCCGGUCACUCGCUUCUUCUACGGGAGGAGGGAGCCCUUCCACAAGCUGCUGGUCCAGGGAGACUCUGCUGGACGCCUGUCCCUGUGGAGCGUCCCUGAUACCUGCCCCCCGGGGUCCCCUGCUACAGAGCUGCAGGUGUCCUCGACUGUCAGCCUGCAGGAGGCCUUUGAUAAGCUGACUCCUCUGUCUGCCGGCAUCAUCGACCAGCUCAGCGUCCCGCCGGGGGGAGAGGAACCCAUCAAGGUGACGGCCAGCGUGUACAUCCCGUCCCAGGGCCGUCUGGUCUGCGGGCGGGAGGACGGCUCCAUCAUUCUGGUCCCCGCCACGCAGACGGCCAUCGUGCAGCUGCUGCAGGGGGAGCACAUGCUCAGGAGGGGCUGGCCGCCCCACCGCACCCUGCGUGGCCAUGGCAACAAGGUGACGUGCGUGCUGUACCCCCACCAGGUGUCCCCCCGCUACGACCAGCGCGCCCUGGUCUCGGGCGGCGUGGACUUCUCCGUCAUCGUGUGGGACAUCUUCACCGGCGAGAUGAAGCACAUCUUCUGUGUCCACGGCGGCGAGAUCAGCCAGCUCAUCGUUCCCCCGGAGAACUGCAGCACGCGGGUGCAGCACUGCGUGUGUUCGGUGGCCAGCGACCACUCGGUGGGGCUGCUCAGUCUGAGGGAGAGGAAGUGCAUCAUGCUGGCGUCCAGACACCUCUUCCCCAUCCAGGUCAUCAAGUGGCGGCCCGCCGACGACUACCUGGUGGUGGGCUGCUCCGACGGCUCCGUCUACGUCUGGCAGAUGGACACGGGGGCUCUGGACCGCUGUGUGAUGGGCAUCACGGCGGUGGAGAUCCUGAACGCGUGUGACGAGCUGGCCCCAGCCACGGUGGACGCCCUCAGCCACCCCGCCGUCAACCUGAAGCAGGCCAUGAGCCGCCGCAGCCUGGCCGCGCUCAAGAACAUGGCCACGCACAAGCUGCACACGCUGGCCUCCAACCUGCUGGCUGCCGACAGCCAGGACAAGGGCAACCUACCAAAGUACUCCCACAACUCCCUGGUGGUGCAGUCCAUGAAGACCAACGUGACGGAUCCCGACAUGCACGUGCUGUUCUUCGACGUGGAGGCGGUGAUCAUCCAGCUGCUGACGGAGGAGGCGCAGCGGCCCAGCCCCACCAUGGUGUCCCCCGAGAGCCUGCAGAAGAGCCAGGCCGGCCCCGACAAGGGAGGCUCCUUCCUGGCCAACAAGAUCUUCAAACAGGUCAAAGAGACCAUGAAGGAGACCAUCAAGGAGCACCUGAUGGAUGAAGACGAGGAGGAGGAGGAGGAGAUGAGGAGGCGCGAGGAGAAGUCCAAGUCCCUGAGCCUGCUGGAGUACAACCUGACCAUGGACACGGCCAAGCUGUUCAUGUCCUGCCUCCACGCCUGGGGCCUGGACUGCGGCCUGGACGCCGUCUGCCUGGAGCGCCUGGGCAUGCUGAAGCCCCACUGCCCCAUCUCCUUCGGCCUCAUCUCCCGCGGAGGACACAUGUCCCUCAUGCUGCCCACCUUCAAGGAGGCCUUGCUCCGUCAGCUGUCCCAGGCUGCCGGCCGGACUCUGGCCCCGGCGGACAUCGUGGGUAACGGGACGUACGGGGUGUCCCGGGCCGUCAGCACCCAGCACCUGCUGUCGGUCAUCUCCCUGGCCAACACCCUGAUGGGCAUGACCCACGCCUCCUUCAUCGGGGAGCACAUGAAGAAGGCUCCCGUCAGACCUCCCAGACCCGGGACCCCUGAGAGCCCCCGCAGGACCGCCUCCAGCGGCCCCCCGCCCUCCAGCCCCGCCAUGCAGGCCCAGAUCAAACAAGCUGCCACCACUCCUGCUUCUCUAGGGGCCCCAGUACGGCCACCUCGGGGCCCCUCUGGUGCCCCUAGCCAGGGCCCUGCCUCUCAUAGCAUCCCCUCAGUCAACGAAGGGUGGAGCCAGCUGGCUGCGAUGCACUGUGUGAUGCUCCCUGACCUGUUAGGGAAGUUCAGACCUCCUCUCCUGGAGAUGUUGGCUCGGCGGUGGCAGGACCGCUGUCUGGAGGUACGAGAAGCAGCCCAAGCACUGCUAUUGGCUGAGCUCAGGAGGAUCGGUCAAUCAGGACGCAAGGAUACCAUUGACCUGUGGGCCCCCUACCUGCCUCAGUAUGUGGACAGCGUCAGCUCCCGUAAGUACUGCAGACCAGUUAUUGAACUACUGUGAAUCACUCUGUACAAGUACUGGUACUAGAUAUGUAAGUACUGAUGGAGUACAAAUACUGACACUUAGUUGGUGGGAGGUGGUAGACAGAAGAGAAGAUGAGCAUAAAAUGGUAGGGAGAGGGAUGGGUACAGGACCAGAGAGAGAAAGAGGGACUGGGACAGACAGAGAGAGGAGAGGAUGGAU
Gadus macrocephalus (Pacific cod) is the source of this 3681-nucleotide messenger RNA. Its product is annotated as WD repeat-containing protein 7. Gene Ontology annotation, molecular function: protein binding. The coding region runs from base 184 to 3498 and encodes 1104 amino acids. Lineage: Eukaryota; Metazoa; Chordata; Actinopteri; Gadiformes; Gadidae. The transcript has 23 exons. The record is from RefSeq and is a predicted model, not a curated record. Gene Ontology annotation, cellular component: cytoplasm.